UAAAAAAUACAAAAUUUUUAUUUUUGUGAAACAAUUUUUUUUUAAAUAUCUAUCAACGGAAGGAGUAUAUUCAAGAAAAUAAAAUUACGAAAUCUUAAAUUAAUCCAAUUUUCCAUCUUACUGACAUGAGAUAAAUAUAAACAAAAGCUUAUUAAUCACUCACUUGCAAGUCAUUGCUGGCGUAACCUUAUUAUAUAUCACUCACUUGCAUGACACUAGUUCUGCAGAUAAUUUUGUUUAUGGGCUUAGCCCAGCAUAUAUUUUAGAGCCCAAUUUGUAUCUGUCUCUUCUUCUACUGUGAGAUUCUCAAGCAAGAGAGCCUCUGCAACUAUCUCAGGUAACAAUGUUCACCAGGUUUCGUCUAAUUACGAAUAAGACUUUCUCCACCACCACCGUUCUCAGGCUCGUCUCUUCACGCGCCUCCACUGAUACAUCAUCCAUAUCUCACCGAAAUCACUUGAAGGAGAUACUGAGAAAGAACGGUCCACGACUCAGCGUCCCUUCCCUGCUCCAGCAACGACUCGACUCGGGCCACGCCGUCACGUUACCUGAGCUCCGGUCCAUCACCAACCGCCUCAUUAACUCUAACCGCCACGAUCUCGCACUCCAGAUGAUGGAGUGGAUGGAGACUCAAAAAGACGUUCACUUCUCUGCCGACGACACGUGUCUUAGAUUGGAGUUAAUUAUCAAAAGCCACGGCUUGAAACAAGCAGAGGAGUAUUUUGAGAAGAAAGCUUCAAAAGCAUCUUAUCUUCCACUGCUUCGUGCUUAUGUUAGGGAUAAACUGGUUCUUGAAGCUGAAUCUCUCAUGGAGAAGCUGAAUGGAUUGGGGUUUCUCGUCACUCCACACCCAUUCAACGAGAUGAUGAAGCUUUACGAAGCCACACACCAGUACGAGAAAGUGGUAUUAGUGGUUUCGUUGAUGAAGAGGAACAAGAUACCGAGAAAUGUUCUUUCUUACAAUCUCUGGAUGAACGCUUGUUGUGAAGUAUCCGGUGUGGAGUCUGUUUACAAGGAGAUGGUUGAUGAUAAGAGUGUUGAAGUUGGGUGGAGCUCUUUAUGUGCUCUAGCGAAUGUUUAUGUGAAAGCUGGUUUUGUUGAGAAGGCGAGUUUGGUGCUUGAGAGUGCGGAGAAGAAGUUGAACAGAAGCAAUAGGCUUGGAUACUUCUUCCUCAUCACACUCCAUGCUUCUUUAGGAAACAAGGAAGGAGUUGUGAAGCUUUGGGAACGUUCAAAGUCUGUUUCCGGCAGGGCUACUUGUGCAAACUACAUAUGCGUGUUGUCAUCCUUGGUGAAACUUGGUGAUCUUGCAGAGGCUGAAAGGGUGUUUAGUGAAUGGGAGAGGACAUGUUUUAACUAUGAUGUUAGAGUCUCCAAUGUUCUUUUGGGGGCUUACAUGCGUGGUGGAGAUAUCCGCAGAGCCGAGGCGUUGCACCACCGUGUGUUGGAGAGAGGAGGUGCUCCAAACUACAAGACUUGGGAGAUUUUGAUGGAGGGGUUUGUGAAGUGUCAAAGUAUGGAGAAAGCUAUCGAUGCUAUGCACCGAGCGUUUGAACUGAUGAAGGACUGUCAUUGGAGACCGUCACAAAAGAUUGUCAUGGCCAUUGCUGAGUACUUUGAGAAGGAGGAGAAGAUGGAUGAAGCUAACAGAUAUGUUAGAGAUUUACAUCGUUUAGGUCUUGCAAGCUUACCGUUAUACAGACUAUUGCUUAGAAUGCAUGAACAUGUCCAGAGGCCAGCUUCUGACAUCUAUGAAAUGAUGAAGUUGGACAAAAUUAUAAUGGAUAGAGAAAGUUAAGGGAACAAACAUUAAAGAAUGUUACCAUAGUAGAAAUCUUUAUGUGCCAUGUUAUUUAACAAAACAUUGUCAGAGUUCAUACUUCUUUCAAUAUAGUCCAACUUCUCAACAUGUCCAUUAUUAGGCAUGGGAUCUUUAUGUGUAAGUUAUUUAAUUUUCUGAAAAUUUUAUUUAGUUUUCUUAAUUCUCCUAUAUAUUAAAUGAGAAAUCACUUAAGUGAUAAAUUUAGAACUAAUUAAUAUCACUUACCAAAUAAUCUAAAUAAUAUUACAAGUCAAAUAAUAAUUCAUGGUAACUAAUUGUCAAAAUUGUAGAAAGUGUAAUGUUUGAUCAAUUCUUUUUAUAUUUUUAUAUACUAUAUAAAAUAAUGAAUAGAAAACAAAUUAUAGAAAUGAUAUAAUAAUUUUAUAUUCAUAUAAAAUAUAGGUAUCUAUAAUAAUUAUAAUCUCUUAGUUCAUUUAUGCAUAGAUAGUUAUCUUUUUUAGGGCUGGGAUUUUGAACUUGCCGAACCGAACUGGAAUUUUUGGUUAGUUCGGUAAAGAGUUGGGUUUGAUUCGGUAGUUUUUUUUUAAAAAUAGUUUGUUUUUCGGUUUGGUUCAGCAUUCAAUUACUUCGGUUUUCUUAAUAAAAUAACUAAAAGAAGUUAUAACCAAACCAUAUCAAACAGAACUAACCAAAUUUCAAACCAAACAAACCGAAAUAACUGAAGUAACCAAAUUUAACCGAAAAUAAUCAAACCUAUCAUCAAUUUUAUCAUAACUAAACCAAAAUAUAAUUGAAAUCAAAAAAUUUGGUAGGAUUUUUAGAAACCGAACCGAACUUUAUUAUGGCUUAAUUCGUAAGAUUUUAUGUGCCUAGUUAUCUUUAUGUAACAAAACAUUGUCAGUUCAUACUUCUUUCAAGAGAAUCCAACUUCCUAUCAUGUCCAUAAUCAUGCAUUAAUUUCUACAAAAAUAGGAAGAGACUUCACAUGGAGAGAAAGCAUUUUACAUAAUAGUAAAAAAAAAAAAAUCAACUCUUUGAACUUCUAGUUGCAGCCUUCUAGUAGACAGUGA
Brassica napus (rape) is the source of this 2853-nucleotide messenger RNA. Its product is annotated as pentatricopeptide repeat-containing protein At5g27460-like. Lineage: Eukaryota; Viridiplantae; Streptophyta; Magnoliopsida; Brassicales; Brassicaceae. The transcript has 2 exons. Bases 344 to 1798 code for a protein of 484 amino acids. The record is from RefSeq and is a predicted model, not a curated record. Gene Ontology annotation, molecular function: protein binding. Gene Ontology annotation, cellular component: mitochondrion.